CGUGAUAUUUGUUGGGUAGAUCUAUUUCCUACACUUUUACGCAGUUAAUGUGCAUUUCGUUAGAGAGUGGGGUUUAGUGUUUAGGCUUUCCCCUUGACUUUCCUUAACGGUGAUCGUUUUCAGAAUGAUUUCACUCUUGUAUGGAUUGUUAUGUUUUUAUGCGGUGGCCUGUGGUCAACUUACGACUGGCCAGGCGGACGACGGAAAGCGAUAUAUCUGCCGGGCAGUGCCCAUCAGCGGCGAUGCCAGUUGUCCUGUGACACUGUUACCAGAGCUAAACGCCGGGAGCCAAGAAGAGGAGCUCAGGAACACUGUCAUGCAGCUACGAGAGACAAUUUUACAGCAGAAAGAAAAUAUUUCCAAACAACAGGGCACCAUCAACGAGCUAACCACCAAGCUGUCGCUCUGCGCCUCAGCCGCAAACGAUAAGAAGUUCGAUAAAGGUGGUUCCUGGGGCAAAGAAAAGCAAAACACAAUGGGGGAUGUCCCCAGAGAUCCGAAUGACACCAUCGAAAGUCUUGGAAAAACCAUGCAAGGGCUCAAGGACCGGUUGGAGAACUUGGAGCAACAACAGAUGCGGGCCAACAUAUCCGGUGCCUCAUUCCCAAGUGAGCUCCGUGACCUGCUGCAGCGUCGGCUUGGGGAGCUGGAGAAGCAGCUCCUGAAGAAAGUCAGCAACCUGGAGGAGGAGAAAAGCAUGUUGUCCAAUGCCACAGCUGCCUACAGGCUGAAGACAGAGAGCACGCUGAACGCCCUGGUGGAGAGGAUCAGUGAACUGGAGAAAGGAGGAGGAGACUUCAAGUCCCCAGAGCAGUUCAAGUUGUCCCUGCCCCAGCGGACCAACUACCUGUAUGGCCGCAUCACCAAGAGCCUGCCAGAGAUGUAUGCAUUCACACUCUGCAUGUGGAUCAAGUCCAGUGCCAGUCCAGGCAUAGGGACACCCUUCUCUUAUGGUGUACCAGGGCAAGCAAAUGAGAUUGUGCUGAUCGAAUGGGGCAAUAACCCGAUAGAGCUGCUCAUCAAUGACAAGGUUGCCCAGUUGCCUUUGGAGGUACGUGAUGGAAGGUGGCAUCACAUCUGCAUCUCCUGGACCACACGGGAUGGCCAAUGGGAUGCUUAUCAAGAUGGAGUGAAACUGGGAACUGGAGACAACCUGGCAGCCUGGCACCCCAUCAAACCCGGGGGAGUCAUCAUCCUUGGGCAGGAACAGGACGUGGUGGGUGGGCGAUUUGAUGCCGGACAGGCUUUUGUGGGCGAGCUGAGUCAGGUGAACAUUUGGGACCGCGUUCUGAAGCCUGUCGAGGUCCAGUCUAUGGCUAACUGUAGUUCUUAUAUCCCCGGGAAUGUGAUCCCCUGGCUAGCAAGCAACGUUGAAGUGUUUGGGAGGGGAGCAUUCAAGCGGCCCCUAGAGAUGUGUCAAGAGCGAUUGCCCAAUGCUUAAAACUCAUCUGACUGCCUCUGUUUAGAUUAGUUUCCAUCCAUUCGGCAGGUUUUUGUUUUUUGUUUUU
Molecule: messenger RNA, 1508 nt
Organism: Scatophagus argus
Lineage: Eukaryota; Metazoa; Chordata; Actinopteri; Scatophagidae
Gene: nptx2b
Product: neuronal pentraxin IIb
Exons: 5
Coding region: 125-1441 (438 amino acids)
Source: RefSeq, a predicted model, not a curated record